Arachis stenosperma is the source of this 1335-nucleotide messenger RNA. RefSeq lists its product as uncharacterized. The coding region runs from base 1 to 1191 and encodes 396 amino acids. The record is from RefSeq and is a predicted model, not a curated record. The transcript is spliced from 7 exons. NCBI's taxonomy places the organism in Eukaryota, Viridiplantae, Streptophyta, Magnoliopsida, Fabales, Fabaceae.
AUGGUUGCUGCUUAUACUGUGAGGAAGGUGUUAUUAAUCGUUUUUUUACGCUAUGCUUGUGAGUUAAAAAAGAAUGCACAGUCGAGUACUGCUGAUGACCCCCUAACUCCAACCGACAACAUAGAGACUCGGCAUCGCACGGAAGUGUCUGAUCAAGAAUUAGGGGAUGAGGAUUACGACCCAGAGGCGGAUGAAGUUCCGUCGUUUGAUGACCACAUUGACGACUUGUUUGCUGCCCAAGAAGUCGAAGAAGACGGUGUUAAAAAAGUUUCUAAGCUGAGUGUGAAGGAGGCUAUAGCCCUCCCUUCCAAUACGAAGAUAGUACUCCCAUUUAACAGUCAGCUGCAACCGAUUGGUCAGGCGGCAGGAUUACUAAGUGGUUUCAUAGGGAAUUUGGGUGCGGAUUAUUCCCUGUUCCCCAUACAAUUAGAAAGUUGGAAGCUGGUGAGCAAAGCAAAGAGAGAUCAUGCGUACAACAUGCUUAAGAAACAAAUAAGGACUUAUGAGGAAAAUCUUCGGCAUCACCCGAAAGGAAUAGACAAAAAUGAUUGGAAAAAGUUCGUUGACUAUCGCCUGAAUGAAGACACCCAGAAAAAGUGUAAACAAAACACUUUAAAUCGGAGCAAGCAAGUUUACACACAUACUGGGGGCUCCAAAACCUUGGCACGAAAAAAAGACGAAGUGGAGAGAGAGCAAGGGAGGCCCGUUGGUAGAGGAGAGUUGUUUAUCAUGACUCAUAAGAAAAGAGAUGGCUCGUAUAUCCACCCCGAUGCGCGUGUUGUUAGUGAAGCAAUUUCAAAUGUUGAGAGGCAGGAUGGAUCCUCUAAGCAGCUUUCACAGAAUGACUCGUUAGCACAAGUUCUCGGAAAGGAGCACCCAGGACGAGUUCGUGCUCUAGGUGCUGGACCAUGUCCCACCCAAAUCUUUGGUAACGCUGCUGGAAUACCAUUGGGUUCUGCAGAGUCCAAUGCAGAGGAUAAGAGGACUAUUGCAGAAUUGACGGCUAAGCUAGAAGAAGAGCGGGCGAAGAGACAAUCAAUACAUAAGGUCUUGGGAUAUGUAGUCCAACAGUUAGGAGGCAAUUUGCCAGUUGAGAUUGCUGAAGAGCUGGCUUUUGUGGGCGGUACACCGGACUCGUCAUGCGUAGGGCCAUCUUCAUCUGGAAACCACGACCCGCAACAAAAACUUUGAAUUUCAACUAAUGGUCUUGGAUACCUUUUACAUUUAAGUUGGUUUAGUAUGUUAGGCUUAUUUUAUCAAACUUGAGCAUUCUUACUUUAUUUUGGAUGAUAUUAUGACAAUUUCGUUAUAUAUGUUAUUUUUGCAUAACUUAAA